This is a messenger RNA of Bursaphelenchus xylophilus (pine wood nematode), 7507 nucleotides long. The record is from the annotation of a GenBank genome assembly. Lineage: Eukaryota; Metazoa; Nematoda; Chromadorea; Rhabditida; Aphelenchoididae.
AUGAUGAGGCGUCGGCGAUUCGGCCUGAUUCUAUGGCCUCUAGUAGGCACAAUAUUAUUGUUCUUCGUUGUCGAGCAAACACAAUCCGUGAGUCUUGUUUUAACAUUGAUCGCUUUUUUUGACUUUCCCAAUAGACUGUUUUUGCAUCAAAUGGUGGUCCGGCCAUUCGAUGUCAUUCUUCGCCGUUUCCGACCUUACAAAAAUAUCGGCUCUUUUAUGCAAAUGAUUUGGCCCGUUUUCGAACACAGAAUUUGCGCCCUUUUUGUAAACACAGUUGCUUUUGCACUUUCGGUACUGAAAUCGUUCAAAAAAUAUUCCAGCAAAGCGCUUCUCUUUUAUCAAGUCCUUAUGUAAUAAAAUUCGUCAAAACGGAUUUUGAAGUUUCAAUGUUACUUCAAAUGACCUCUGUAGACCAUGAACUUUACAAAAAGUUCAUGGAAAAAAGGCCCGAGAACAAACAUUCGGGUGUUUUACCCCGGCCCAAGUAACCGUCGCCACCUGUUGGUGUUAAGAGAAAGGCUGACUCAUCCUUGCAUUUUUUCAUGUGCCAAGAAACCGACUUGAACACCGCUAAACAAAAUUAAUGACCUCUCUCUUGGCCGAGUAUUUCUUGCCUGCACCAACCGUCCCGGGUGAUCUUCUUCAGUUAUUUAUAAAAUUCGGGGAAAGGGUUUUGACAAAAAGUACGGGGUGUUUUUAAGAUGUUGAAAGGAUGGAAAGUACUGUAAUCAGUAAAAAAUUAAGUAGCUCACUGAUUAAAAAAUAAUAUUGGGCUAAUAGCAAGGAAAAAGCGAAACAAAAUAAAAUUUGCGUAAAAAAUUGUUUAGUCUUGAUUGUUAUCUUAUUGCAGCAAGCUACAUGCCGAGACUGUACACAACGAGGUUGCUUCUGCGUGGGAGAAAAGGGAUCAAUGGUAAGUUCUAAUCAUAUUUUCCUCAAAACAACUCUAUUAAAAACUCUUUUCACACUACAUUAUCUUCUAAUAAUUCUCUUCCAUUUUUUCGUCGAGCGGUUUUUUAUCCUUAAGAUCCAUAGACUAUAAGGCAUAACUUAUAAACCAUGUCCAUAAAGACGUAUGCCUUGUCUAUGCUCAAAGCCUCCUCUUUUUUCUAUGCUAAACGCCACAUGUUGUCGAUCCGGGAUUUCGGAAAAUUUGAAAGGGAAAUGAAAGAAGAUGAUUAGCGAUGGCGACCUUGUCAGACGAGAGAAACUGUUAGAAUGACCAACGGUCAUUUCUCUAACUUGUAAAUUAUUUAUCAUUAAUGGAUAACUGAAGCCUAAGUUUUGGAAAAUGGAUACACACUUUUUGCAAAAACACUAAAUCAACGUUUAGGGUACCCCCGGACCCCAAGGACCACCUGGAGCACCCGGAACUCGCGGUUUUCCCGGACCCGAAGGUCUGCAAGGACCCAAAGGACAGAAGGGCGCCCAAGGCCCACCUGGUCCUCAAGGUAUCAAAGGAGAUCGCGGACCGGUCGGCGUGCCCGGAUUCCCUGGAAAUGACGGAGCAUCUGGACGACCCGGAGAGCCCGGACCACCCGGCCAGCCCGGCUGGGACGGUUGCAAUGGUACCGAUGGUCUGGCUGGUCUGCCCGGUCCAGCCGGAGCCCCUGGCCUUCCUGGAUUUCCUGGCUCACCAGGUCUUCCCGGAGCGAAAGGAGAACCUGCAAUUGGCUAUGCUGGUGCACCAGGAGAAAAGGUAACUUUAGAUUUCAGUUGUGAAAAAAGAUCAAUUUGCGAAGGAAGACUUACGGUUUAUUUUAGGGAGACGGUGGAAUGCCCGGAAUGCCCGGUCUUCCCGGUCCUCCAGGACGUGAUGGCUACCCCGGCGAGAAAGGAGACAGAGGAGAUUCUGGACCAGCUGGCCCACGAGGACCUCCUGGAGAACAAGGUCUUCCUGGAAACCCUGGAAUUGGAAGCAUUGGACCUAAGGGAGACCCGGUGAGUUCUCUACAAUUUUUAUAUAUGUUGAACCACCCACAAUUGACUGGUUAUUUGGCUGGAUUUCACCGCACUAUCUGCGCGCACUCACUUUUUAUUUCCUGGCAUAUCAUGAGCAAAGUAUCUAUUACUAUCACAGUCUCUGUUCACAUCCACAAGAAUUCUAUUUUUCAUUAUUCGCCUCCGUUGGCUCCACUUUUAUCCACAGAAGGUUUUGUUAGCCACAUUCACGAAAUUCAAAAUUCCAAUAAUCCCAUAUUGGGCUCAAUUUAUAGGGCGACCUAGGAUUGCCUGGUCCACCUGGUCCACCAGGACCGCGCGAGUUUACUGGAUCCGGCUCAAUUGUGGGGCCACCCGGAAGGGAAGGAGAAAAAGGUUCCAAGGUAAUUAAUUUUUACGUUCUUCGUUUUCAGGGAGAUUACGGUCCGCAAGGACCUCCUGGCCCACCAGGCCCAGUUCCUUCGACCGGUGCCAAGGGCGUUAUUGUCGGUCCCGAAGGCGCACCUGGAGAGAAAGGAGAGAAGGUUGGAUUUGCAUUCUAUGUCGUCUAAACCGACUUACUGUUUUUCGUAUCUACAAUACUAAAUUUCAAGUCAGAUCCCAACUGUAUAAAAUUUUAGGGAGAGCCUGGAAAUGCUGGAGAUCGUGGUUACCCCGGAAUGGGCGGUCUUCCCGGCCAACCUGGAUUUCCCGGAAUUAAAGGAGAGAAAGGUCUGCCAGGUCCCGCUGGACCUCGAGUAAGUUCGUAACUGUCAAGACAAUAACAAUGUUUUAGGGUAAAGAAGGCCGCGGCGGACUGCCUGGCCCACCAGGGUUCAAAGGUGAUCGUGGAGUUGAUGGAAUUCCGGGAUUACCCGGAGCCAUUGGUCCUAAGGGAGAUCAAGGCUUUCCCGGACGCGACGGACCAAAAGGAGGCCAAGGUCCACCUGGACCACCUGGUGGUGGCGAGUUUUCCGAUGGACCGCCAGGACCACCUGGAUUACCCGGUAAGUAUCGAAUAAAGCGUAUUUUUAUAAGCUUCAUAUAUAUAUAUAUGUAUGAUAAAAACAUAUUAAGGGCGCCCUGGAAACCCCGGACCCCCUGGAAAUGACGGAUACCCUGGACAACCUGGCCCACCAGGACCCUCUGGCCUGCCUGGCGGCCCUGGCCUCCCCGGAUUACCUGGUCUCGAAGGCCUGCCCGGCCCGAAAGGAGAUAAGGGAGACUCUGGAAUUCCCGGUGCCCCAGGAGUUCCCGGACCUCCUGGAAUCGCAGGCCCCGUCGGACCAAAAGGUGAACCAGGUCUUCGUGGAACCCCUGGACAAAGUAUUCCUGGCCUACCGGGAAAAGAUGGCCGACCAGGUCUCGAUGGGCUUCCCGGCCGCAAGGGAGAAAUGGGUCUCUCUGGAUUAAGAGGGCCCCCUGGAGAUUCAUUGAAUGGACUUCCCGGACCCCCAGGACCCCGCGGAUUGCCCGGACCAAAAGGAUACGAUGGACGCGAUGGAGCACCCGGACUGCCUGGUCUUCCCGGCCAUAAAGGAGAUCGUGGAGGUACCUGCUCGCAAUGUGCUCCUGGCGCGAAGGGAGAAAAAGGAAACGCUGGAUACCCCGGAGUUCCUGGCCCGCAAGGAGAACGUGGAUUGCCCGGAAUUCCCGGCGCUCACGGCGACUCUGGUGACGAUGGAGUGCCUGGACCCCCUGGACAAACUGGACCACCGGGACCACCCGGAAAAGACGGACUUCCUGGAUUACCCGGGCAAAAAGGAGAACCAACUCAACUCACACUUCGUCCUGGUCCCCCUGGCUACCCCGGAAUGAAGGGCGAACCCGGCUUCCCCGGUCAGCCUGGACUUCCUGGCCCGGAAGGAAAAGAUGGUGUUCCUGGAGCGCCUGGACUACCUGGACCCGCCGGAAUUAAGGUUAGUCACGUAUAAUAAUUAAAAUCCUUAUCCAAUUUAGGGAGAACCUGGAUUACCUGGUAUCCCUGGCAAACCAGGAUCCGACGGUCUACCUGGAAUGCCCGGAUUGAAGGGAGAUGCUGGCUACGGACAACCCGGAUUGCCUGGACUUCCAGGACCAAAAGGAGAUUCUGGAUACCCCGGACCGCCUGGUAUCUCUGGCCCUCCUGGACCAAUGGGACCACCUCCACCACAGGAAUUGCUUCAACCUGGAGAGCCAGGUCACCCUGGACUUCCCGGAAUCCCCGGAGCUAAGGGAGAGCCUGGCUUCCCUGGACAACCUGGAGAGUCUGGCUUACCUGGAGCACCAGGAUUCCCCGGUGCCAAAGGAGAACCCGGCCUUCCUGGACUACCUGGAGCUGAUGGAUUGCCUGGAAUACCUGGGGAGAAAGGAUUUGCUGGUCAACCUGGUCUACCUGGCCUCCCCGGCCCGAAAGGAGAAGGUGGACUACCCGGAUUACCCGGAGCCCCUGGAGAAAAAGGAGAGCCUGGGCAGACAAUCCCCGGAACACCCGGAGCACCUGGAUUCCCCGGUCUCAAGGGCGAAGCUGGACUUCCAGGCCUCCCUGGCCAUCCUGGAGCAGAAGGAAUUCGUGGAACGCCCGGAAUCCCUGGAGAAAAAGGACUGCCUGGACUAAACGGACCUCCUGGAGCUCCCGGAUUCCCUGGACUCAAAGGUGAACCCGGUUUCCCUGGAAUCCCUGGAAAGGAAGGUCUUCAAGGACCAGUCGGACCGCCUGGAAUCUCUGGAAUCCCUGGAGAAAAGGGAGAAUCCGGCUUGCCUGGUCUUCCUGGAGUUGAGGGCCAAAAAGGAGACUCUGGAUUCCCUGGAGCGCCCGGUCAAGACGGUCUUCCCGGUCUCCCCGGCCCAAUUGGACCAAAAGGAAACAGCGGUUACCCAGGAACCCCAGGACCGAAAGGUCAGUCAUAAAAAACUUUUUUUGAGGAAUGCAUUAUAGGUGAUGCUGGUUUCCCCGGAGCACCUGGACUUCCUGGAGAACGUGGAAACGACGGCCUGCCUGGCUUGCCUGGUAUUCCUGGCGAAAAGGGAGCACCUGGAUUCCCUGGUCAGCCUGGUCAGGAAGGUCAACCUGGCGCCUCUGGACCUCAAGGAGAACCUGGACUACCUGGGCUUCCUGGACAAAAAGGAGAGCAUGGUCUGCCAGGGCGCGAGGGUCUUAAAGGGAACCCCGGACUCCCAGGACCGCCUGGUCUCAAUGGACCUCCCGGACAACCUGGUCUGCCCGGAUUCCCUGGAACCAAAGGAGAAGCUGGUCAACCCGGAUAUGGCCUACCCGGUCUUCCAGGAGAAAAAGGUUUGUCUGGCAUCCCUGGCAAACCUGGUCGGGAAGGACUGCCCGGCCCAGUCGGACCUGAAGGACCACCUGGAUUCCCCGGACAGAAAGGAGAAUCCGUAAGCAAUUUUAUGAAAAGAUAUAUUCUAUGGAAUUAUAACAUAACAGUUAUGAAAAUUUCUGCAGGGUCUCCCUGGUAUCACCGGUCAGCCUGGAGAACCUGGACUUCCUGGUCUUCCAGGACCAAAAGGACAGUCUGGCCUUCCCGGAUCCCCCGGACUUCCUGGCCCACCAGGAAAAGACGGCCUCCCUGGACUACCCGGUGUAUCUGGAGAAAAAGGUCAAUCUGGCUUACCUGGACUACCUGGAGAACGUGGACUUGACGGAAUCCCUGGCGAAAAGGGAGACUCAGGCUUCCCCGGCACGUCUGGAUUGCCUGGUCUGCCUGGAGAAGUUGGCCAGCCUGGUGUUCCUGGCUUCCCUGGAAUCAAGGGGGAUGCUGGAGUCCCAGGAUUACCAGGACAACCUGGAUUCCCAGGGGAGAAAGGAGAUUCCGGCUUCCCUGGAGCCCCUGGUCAAGAUGGUCUCCCCGGUCUUCCUGGACCUAAGGGAGACUCUGGUCUACCUGGACCCGUUGGACCGCCUGGUAUGUUCUCAUUGCCAAAAAAAGUAUAUGCGUUCUUUAGGAAUUGGAUACCCUGGAGCAAAGGGAGAACCCGGUCUUCCUGGAAUCCCUGGAAAGGAAGGUUUGCCUGGAAUACCCGGCGCAAAGGGCGAACAGGGACCUGCUGGAUAUCCUGGUCAGCCAGGCCUGAAAGGAGAAAGUGGACCACCUGGAUUCCCCGGCCUUAAAGGAGAACCCGGAAUUCCAGGAAUCCCUGGAAAGAGAGGAGAGGACGGACCAGCUGGACCUCCUGGACUUCCUGGAAUCCCUGGACUGAAAGGCGAGCAAUGCGAACCCGGACUUCCUGGGUCACCUGGACAACCUGGAUUGCCUGGAAUCCCUGGCGCUAAAGGUAAGACAAAUCGUUACUUUUCUAAUAAAGAUUUGAAGGGGAAAUUGGAUUACCCGGAUUCCCUGGAGCUAAAGGAGAGCCCGGCUUCAAUGGUGCCCCGGGUCAGCCCGGUCUCCCAGGACCAAAAGGAGAUUCUGGUUUGCCUGGACUACCAGGACCUGAAGGUCUUCCUGGUCUUGAAGGUCCUCCUGGCCUCCCUGGACAGCCUGGACCCUCACCACUCACCCAACCGGGUCAGAAGGGCAUGCCUGGUCCUCCUGGACCACCUGGACUUCGUGGAGAAAAAGGAUCGCCCGGAUUGGAUGGCCCUCCCGGACUACAAGGAGUUCCCGGUCUGCCUGGAGCCAAAGGAGAGCCAGGAUACCCAGGCUCGCCCGGUCUCAAAGGAGAAGCUGGACAACCUGGACUUCCUGGAUUCCCUGGUUUAGAAGGACAACCCGGUUUACCCGGACCUCCUGGUGGACUUGGCCCUCCUGGGCCCGCUGGACCAGCCUACCGUGACGGAUUUAUUGUCGUCACUCACUCCCAAACCACCCAGAUUCCCCAAUGUCCGCAAGGAACUCAAAAAAUGUGGGACGGGUACAGUAUGCUCUAUUUGGAAGGAAAUGAGAAAGCCCACAGUCAGGAUCUUGGUCAUGCCGGGUCCUGCUUGCCCCGCUUCAACACCAUGCCAUUCCUCUUCUGCGACUUUAACGAUGUUUGCAACUACGCCUCCAGAAACGACAAAUCAUACUGGUUGUCCACCGGAGCGGCUCUACCAAUGAUGCCCGUUGCCGAGCAAGAGAUCGAACCCUACAUCUCAAGAUGUUCCGUUUGUGAGGCUCCAGCCAACGUAAUCGCCGUCCAUUCUCAGUCGAUCCAAAUCCCCAACUGUCCGGCUGGCUGGAGCUCAUUGUGGAUCGGAUACUCGUUCGCCAUGCACACCGGAGCCGGUGCCGAAGGCGGUGGCCAGUCAUUGAGGUAGUUAAUGACUUUGCUAAAACCUUUAAAUAGCAUAACUUUCAAUAAAAGUAAUAUUAUUUCAGCUCUCCCGGCUCAUGCUUGGAAGACUUCCGCACAACUCCAUUCAUUGAAUGUAAUGGAGGUCGUGGAACUUGCCACUUCUUCGCCAACAAAUUCAGUUUCUGGUUGACUACCAUUGAUGAUAAUGACCAGUUUACGGUAAGGCAGUUUUACACUAGUUUGAAUUUAAAUCGAGAGACCAAGUUUCUACUUUUCUUACACAAAUCCUUUGCAGAUCCCUCAAAGUCAGACUGUGAAGGCCGGUAACUCAAGGUCCAGAGUGUCACGUUGUCAAGUGUGCAUCAAGAACCGUUAA